AUGAAGGUUCGAGGGCUGUUGGCGGCCACAUCUGUUGGCUCCGCGCGAGGAAUUUCCACUUGCUCGUGUUUAUUUGUGAGAAUCAAGCAAACAGAAAAUGAAAUUGUUCAAAUGUUCCGUUUGGGAGCUCCGAAAGACGACGAGCCCAACUUCAGAAACCAUCUUUCAACAAGGAGAACUCCUUCCUCGAGAACGCUGGACGAGCGGUUCAUAAGAAUCUUGAAGAUAUUUAAGUGGGGUCCAGAUUCCGAGAAGGCUCUGGACGUAUUGAAACUAAAAGUCGAUCACAGAUUGGUUCGUGAGGUCUUGCAGGUUGACGUGGAAAUCAACGUGAAGCUUCAGUUCUUCAAAUGGGCCGGGAAGAGAAGGAAUUUCGAGCACGAUUGCUCGACCUACAUGGCCUUAAUUCACUGCCUCGACCAAUCAGGCCUUCCAGGCGGGAUGUGGAAGGUAAUCCAAGAAAUGAUCAGAGGCCCAUGUGCAAUUGACCCGGCUCAUCUCUCGGAGAUCGUAAAACUAUUGGGCAGGGCCAAGAUGGUGAACAGAGCCCUCUCGGUCUUCUACCAAGUCAAGAACCGAAAAUGCAUUCCAACAGCUGGCACGUACAACUCCAUAAUCAUGAUGCUCAUGCAAGAAGGCCAUCACGAGAAAGUUCACGAACUGUAUAACGAGAUGUGUAGCGAAGGUAACUGUUUUCCCGAUACCGUAACUUACAGUGCCCUCAUAUCAGCAUUCGCGAAAUUGGGCCGUGACGAGUCAGCAAUUAGGCUGUUUGAGGAAAUGAAAGACAAUGGUUUGUUCCCCACAGCAAAAAUAUACACAACUCUGUUGGGUAUUUUCUUUAAACUAGGUCAGGUCGAGAGGGCCAUGGGUUUAGUGAGAGAGAUGAAAGAUAAAGGCUGCGCACCUACUGUAUAUACAUACACGGAGCUGAUAAGAGGGCUCGGCUUGGCUGGGAGGGUCGAAGAAGGUUAUUCGGUUUUCUUGAAAAUGCUCGACGAAGGCUGUGAGCCAGAUGUGGUCCUCAUAAACAACGUGGUUAAUUUACUGAGCCGUGGGGGUCGUCUGGCCGACGCUAUCAAGCUUUUCGAAAAAAUGGAGUCUUUGAGGUGUAUGCCGAACGUCGUGACUUACAACACCAUCAUUAAGGCCCUGUUUGGGUCGAGGGCUCCGAUAUCUGAAAUCUUGGCUUGGUAUGAGAAAAUGAAAGCCAAUGGCGUUGAUCCCAGCUCUUACACUUACUCGAUUCUCAUAGACGGGUUUUGCAAGAAAAAUAAUUUGGAAAAAGCUUUGCUUAUGCUAGAGGAGAUGGAUGAAAAGGGGUUUCCCCCUUGCCCGGCCGCCUACUGCAGCUUGAUCAACGCAUUGGGGCAGGCCAAAAGGUACGAUGCGGCCCACGAGCUGUUUCAGGAGCUGAGGGAAAACUGUGGGCCCUCGAGCGCUCGUGUGUAUGCAGUCAUGAUCAAGCAUUUUGGGAGGUGUGGGCGGAUGAAAGAGGCAGUCCAGCUCUUUGAUGAGAUGAAAAGACUGAAUUGCCCUCCUGACGUGUACGCCUACAACGCGCUCAUGUCGGGGAUGGUGAGAGCAGGCCUGACUGAUGAGGCCCGGUCCUUGCUACGGGCCAUGGAGGGGGAAGGGUGUUGUCCGGACCUCAACUCGUACAAUAUUAUCCUCAAUGGGUUGGCUCGGACGGGUGGGCCCGGGAGGGCGGUGGAGAUGUUUGAGGAGAUGAAGAGAUCGGAGAUGAAGCCGGAUGUCGUGUCUUACAACACGGUCUUGGGCUGCCUUAGCCGGGCAGGGAUGUUUGAGGAAGCUGCGAAGCUGAUGAAGGAGAUGAAUUCGGUCGGGUUUGAGUAUGACAGGAUAACUUACUCUUCGAUACUUGAGGCGGUUGGUAAAGUCGAUCAGGAUUGUAGAAUUGUGGAUUCGGGAACUGGGAAUGUGUUUUUUUAUUAUUAG
Striga hermonthica is the source of this 1959-nucleotide messenger RNA. Lineage: Eukaryota; Viridiplantae; Streptophyta; Magnoliopsida; Lamiales; Orobanchaceae. The record is from the annotation of a GenBank genome assembly.